Messenger RNA from Labeo rohita (rohu), 3973 nucleotides. RefSeq names its product low density lipoprotein receptor class A domain containing 2 (gene ldlrad2). The record is from RefSeq and is a predicted model, not a curated record. Gene Ontology annotation, molecular function: protein binding. The coding region runs from base 290 to 1432 and encodes 380 amino acids. Lineage: Eukaryota; Metazoa; Chordata; Actinopteri; Cypriniformes; Cyprinidae. The transcript has 5 exons.
UGUCAUGGAAAUACUUCAGACGCAUAAAUUUGACAAAGAGUCUUCAAAGGCACAAAAGCCAGGAUGAUGAACAAGGAUUAAGCUCGACGCAUCUGAGACGCCACAAACAAAUAUUCCUGCUUCAAAAGCAUUAAAAAGCACUUUAGGGGCGUUUCACGGGCUAUAUGUCGUUUUAUAUAAAUUAAGGGAAUGUUUGGUUUUCGCAAGAGUAGACUUUGCGCGGUACAAACGCGACAGAACAAUUGCAUUUAACAUUGGAGCAGCAAGUGCUUUUGCUUGGACACGCGAGAUGGCCAGAGUGCGAUGCAUUCAGCACCUGUCAGGAUGGUUUGUUCUCUUCAGCUUAAUGACACGCCAGAGUCAGUCCAUUGAGACAGUCAAUGUCGUGGACUUCUGCGGACAGACAAUACAGGGGGAUGGCAUGAUCGUAAAGUCCCACCAGGAAUCCCGGAAGUACUACUUUGUCACCAUGGGAACGGAUUGCCACCUCACCAUGCAGUCCGCCACCCCCCGGGACAAGGUGCAGUUCUACUUCCGCUUUUUUCUGGUCUACAGCCUGCUACGAGUGUCCCCGCACAGCCCCGCACCCCUCUUCCCAGAAUCACCCAGGGGGUCCUCUUCAUCUGGCCCGACGCGGCCUGAUUUGAGCUUGGAGCCAACCACCAGGGAGGGGCCUGAAGACCCCUGCCACGCUGGCUCUUACAUCCAGUUCUACGACGGGAGGGAUAAAUCCGCACCCCCUAUUGGCCAGCCACUCUGUGGGAAGAGCCCUCCCCGACCGGUGUUGUCAACGGGCAACUUUUUAACUCUGCGUCUUGUGACGAGAGGAACACAGCCAAGGGUGGACUUUGUUGGAGACUUCACUUCAUUCAGGCUUGGUUUUAACCAAUCAGAGUGCAGCGGACAGCCUUACUUCAACUGUCGCAAUGGGAAGUGUAUUCCCAUGAGUCUGGUUUGUGCCGAUGAUAAAGGCAUUGACAACUGUGGCGAUGGCAGCGACUUAAUUGAUUACCCUGGUUGCAACGGUCCUCUAUCUACACCCAAGCCCCCACAGCAUCAUGUUACCCAACCAGCACAGAUGCUGAAUGUUCCUACUCAAACAGUUUCAACUUUAAAGAACUGUGCCACUCCAAACGCCAUUCCUGAUCCAGAUUCUAUAACCGAUUCCCAGUCUUCCAUUUCUCUGCUGGCACUGUAUGUGGUUCUGGGUGUGACGGCAGGAGGGGUUCUUAUGUGCUGGUGCUGUUGGGCCCCUGGCUGGUUCCUGUGGCGCGUGAGUGUGUUUCGCUUCUUGCCCUGCUGCAACUCCUGCUGCGCAUCCUGCCAGCUCUGCGGACGGAGCUGCUUGCAAAACAAGGACCACCGGCUGGCCAAGGUUACGCCGGAAGGAGCAGCAACACCUGUGUCUUCUACCACCACGGUGGCUGUGUAAAUACACUCCUCUGAGAUCUCCUAGAUACAUAAAAGACUGAAAAUGGAGAUGAUAAGGACAAUUUUGCAAUGAAAAAGAAACAAGAAUUGAUGGGCAGUGGAGUGUUUUGUGUUUUGUUUUUGAAAAAGUGUAGAAUAUAAUUCAGCAAAAUGUGCUAUUUUUAUUUUUUAAACUGGAUUUGUUAUAUGUAUUUCAUAGAUACUGGAUUUGGAGAAACAACAUGAGCUGAGAUUUCUAGUUUCUAGCCUGUUUCGCAAAGUGAAAAAGGAAAGAAUUCCACUCUAUAUUACCUCAGUGGGAUAACUCACUUGUUGUUUUAAUCUGUUUCCUGAACAUGAGCAAUGCUAGUGACUCUUUUUCUUGUUGAACUAUUGUAUUGUGUAUAAAAAACUAAGUAGAUUCAAGGUUAUGCCAAAAAGUGCUAUAAACCGAUUUUUUCUAAAAGUGUUUUCUUAAAACCAAAUCUUGCAUGUUCACUGACAUAAAAUCUCGGAAACCUAGACCACUGAUGCCACUGUGUUUAAAUAAAUGUGAUGUGCAAGAUAACUACUGUAAUGUACAUAAAAAACUUCAAAUCUUGCCAAUUUUUUUAGGCUGAACUAGUUAAUAUGAUUAGAGGAACUACAAAGUGGAUGUUUGUUUAUCAAUUUGAUGAAGUUAUUUAAAGGAAUAGUUCACUCACAAAUAAAAAUUUCCUUAAAAUGUACUCAUCCAGGAUGUAAAUGAGUUUGUUUUUUCAUCAGAACAGAUUUGGAGAAUUAACAUUACAUCACUUGCUCACCAGUAGAUCCUCUGAAGUGGAUGGGUGCCGUCAGAUUGAGAAUCCAAACAGCUGAUAAAAGCAUCACAAUAAUACAAAAGUAGUUCACAUCACUCCAGUGCAUCAGUUAACAUCUUGUGAAGUAAAAUUUGUGUGUUUGUAAGAAACAAAUCCACCAUUAAUAUAUUUUUUACAUCAAACCAUAACUUCUGGCUAAAAUAUGAGUAUUCAUAUCCAUAAUAGGUUAUUUCUUUUCCAAUGAAAAAGUAAUCUUGUUUGAAUAAGGUGAAAAAUAUGCAUAGAAAAAUGCACCAUUAACAAACAAAAACAGUCUGAAAUAGUUCUGAACAUAUACGUGGGUGGAUUUUGAUGUGAGAGGAAGUGUAAUUAUGGAUUAUAGUCUCAUAUUUUGGCCAGAAGCAAUGGUUUGAAGUUAAAAUUACUUAUUGAUGAAUUUGUUUCUUACAAAUACAUGGUUUUAACUUCACAAGAUGUUAACUGAUUGAAGUGUUGUGGAUUACUUGUGUAUUAUUGUGAUGUUUUUAUCAGCUGUUUGGACUCUCAUUCUAACCGCACCCCAGGUUUCAGUGGUGAGCCAAAAUACCCCUCCACAAAUCAGAAUAACCCUUUCUCCAGUGCUUCCUCAAAAUCUGUUCUGAUGAAAAAGCAAACUCAUAUACAUCUGAAGGUGAGUUCCUUUUCAUUUUUUUGGUGAACUAUUCCAUUUCCUUUUUUGAUUUGUUUCUGACUUACACAUUUGUCCACUGCAAUAGAAGAUAGUACGCCAUGUAUCACAACUUUUGAAAGGCAUUUUGAAUUUGUGUUGAUAUAAAUAAAAAAAUACAAUAAUAUAUAAACAAGGUAAGUCAUUUGGAAUAAUGAGAAAGGGUCAAAGGUCAUCCCGUUUGCCAUUUUCUCCGUGCUUGAGCAGCUGUAGCGACAACAAUGUCUCGUAAGCAAUGCAGGUGUUUUGUAUUUGGAUGUAAAAAUUAGACAUCAGAGCCACUUAGGAUGCAGAUUAGUUUUGUUUUUGAUGACAAUGCACCACCGAAUACACAAAAAAUGGAAGAGAAGGGUGGAGUGAGCAGUAGCUCAUUAUCAUUUAAAGAGACAUGCACCAGACAGGCUGCUGUAAACAGAGCUGUUUUUGACAAGGUAAAAGAGGUGUUGUUUUACACAAAGUAUUGUAACAUGGACGCUGAGGCAGCGUUAGAAUCCAUAUGCAGAAGUUUAUUGGAAACAACAGCAAACAUACACGUGAAACAGGCAGAGGGUCAAUAACCGGGAAAGCAGUCCAAAAACCAUAAACGUAAUCCGAGCAGCAAGGUGAUAACACAGGCAGUGAGUCAAAUACCAUGAAGUCAGUCCAAUAAAGCAAACAAUCCGACAGGGGUAAUCCGUGAACUCAAUAAUCCAUAAACAAAGCAAGAUAGCAACAGGCAAUCCAACAGAGUAAUGUAAACGCUCGAUAAGGCAGGUUAAACUGGCAAUACUUCGCGAGGUCUUGAGCACAUGGUCAGUUUUUAAAUAGUGCCAAACAGGAAGUAGCAGUAGAAGCAGCAGAGGGAGCGUGCAAGCAGUCCUAGGGUGAGAGCUCCCACUGCUGGCUUGGCGUUACAAGUAUUUUGCAGACAUGUCAUUAAAGACCCUUAAAAUCAUAUUAAAAGCAUACCAGCUUGUGGAAAAUGGGCAUCCGAUUUUGUAAAUUAGCACCAUUUGUUUUUUAAUUAUUUCAUGCAUAUUCAAAUGCAUUGAGUACAUCACUGUUGUUGACAAAUGUA